AUGAGUAUUGGAAUUGAUUUGGGAACCACUUUCUCGUGUGUUGCAUAUUAUCAGAAUGGACAAGUGAAUGUGUUGGAGAAUGAAAAUGGGUGUCGAACAACGCCGUCUGUGUUGGCUAUGACUGAAGAUGGGGAUUGUCUUAUAGGACAACAUGCAAAAGACGUGAUCACAAAAGCAACAAGUUCACUUUUUGAUGUAAAACGAAUAAUCGGCAGACGGUUUGAUGACGUUCUCCUUCAACGAGACAUGCCUCUUUGGCCGUUUCGGGUUGAGAAGGAUACCGAUGGAACUCCCUAUCUUCAAAUUCAAAAUGACGCUAAGAAAGUCAAAUUCUCAGCUGUUACAGUAUCCUCCUUGAUUCUGAAAUGUCUCAAAGAGAAUGCGGAGAGAAAGUUAGGUGUUGAAGUGAAAAGUGCAGUGAUUACGGUACCUGCUUAUUUCAAUGCCACGCAACGGAGAGCAACGGAAGAAGCGGCUGAAAUGGCUGGGUUGAAGGUGUUGAGGAUUUUAAACGAACCAACGGCAGCGGCAAUUGCUUAUAGUUUGAAGGGCCAACGCUUCUCCAGAAGAAAUAUAUUGAUAUAUGAUCUGGGUGGUGGCACAUUUGACGUAGCCGUUGUCAAUGUGGAAGGACCCAGGAUUACUGUAAAGGCAAAAGGAGGAGACACACAUUUGGGUGGCCAAGACAUUGAUAAUAUAAUAAUGAUCAAGAUUAUCGAAGAGUUUAAAAGAAGACACGGAAUGGACCUGAAGGGAAAUUAUCGGGCACUGAAAAGGGUCCGAAAAUCGGCUGAAACUGCGAAAAUCACACUUUCAGCUAGCAACGUGGCAAGAAUUGAGUUAGAAUGUUUACACCUUGGAAUUGACCUUACUAUGAAGAUCACUCGAUCAGAUUAUGAAUCUUGGAUCGAGAAUCUUCUAAUGGCCACGGUGAUCCAUGUGGAACGAGCCAUUCGAGAAGCGAAUCUGAAAAAGUCCCAAAUUAACGAAAUUGUGUUGGUUGGAGGAAGCACUCGAAUUCCAUUAUUGAAGAAAAUUAUCAAAGCAAGUUUCGACGACAAUACUAAAAUUUGUGAAUCCAUUCAUCCCGAUGAGGCUGUGGCAUAUGGAGCUGCUGUGAUGGCUGCAGUGUUGACAGGAGUGGAAGAAGUUCAAGACAUGCGCCUGAUAGACAUGAUUCCAAUGUCAAUUGGAAUACAGUGCAAUAGAGACUAUAUGUCGGUGCUUAUCAAGAAGGGUACUGUAUUUCCAUGCUUCAAAAAGAAGACGUUCAUCAAUAGUGAAGAUUUUCAAACACUCAUUAAUGUGCCAGUCUAUGAAGGCGAAAGAGUCCUGUGCUCCCAUAAUCGCCAACUCGGGGAAAUCAGUCUUCCAAUCCAUCCAAAGAAACGUGGCGAAUCUGUUGUAGACAUCACUUUGGAAGUAGAUCACAAUGGAAUCCUCCAAGCGACUGCGUUGGAUCUAAACACCAAAAAGGCUAUCACAACUACAAUUGUAUAUGAUCAUUGUGCUUUUACACAGCCAGAAAUAGACGAAAUUACUAGCCAAAGUGAAGAGGAUAGGUUAUUUGAUGAGACAUUUAGAUUACGGUACAAGCAAUUGCAAAAAAGUGAAGAUAUGGCUUAUGACUAUAAACAUCGGUUGGAGAAGAUUAGGGGCAGCGUUGAUCGAGAAAAAUAUUCAAAUCUUAUGGAAACGGUUGAAAGGGAAAUCUCAUGGUUAUCCGGGUUUCCGAAGGUUCCACCCAGUGAUUACAUCCAUAGACGAAGAACAUUACGAGUGAAAGUUUAUCCGACAUUAUUUUUGAAUCUGUCGUUUUACUAA
Messenger RNA from Caenorhabditis briggsae, 1824 nucleotides. The coding region runs from base 1 to 1824 and encodes 607 amino acids. The record is from RefSeq and is a predicted model, not a curated record. Gene Ontology annotation, biological process: protein refolding; cellular response to unfolded protein. NCBI's taxonomy places the organism in Eukaryota, Metazoa, Nematoda, Chromadorea, Rhabditida, Rhabditidae. Gene Ontology annotation, molecular function: ATP binding; misfolded protein binding; ATP hydrolysis activity. The transcript has 8 exons. Gene Ontology annotation, cellular component: cytoplasm.